Soboliphyme baturini is the source of this 258-nucleotide messenger RNA. The record is from the annotation of a GenBank genome assembly. Lineage: Eukaryota; Metazoa; Nematoda; Enoplea; Dioctophymatida; Soboliphymatidae.
AUGACUAUCCAGCGAUAUCUGCAAAAUGUAAUCUAUAUUGGAUUAUGUACUAAAUCGGUGUGUUUGAUACUUCUAGGCAGAUUUGAUUGUCCGUUUUUAUCAUUCAAAUAUUUAUCCGUCAUAAACGGCGAGUUGAGAGGCCGGUCAGGAACUACGGCCUCAACAGUGCCAACUAGAAAGCACCCGAAGGCAGAAUCCGUGUCAAGCAUAGCUUUAAAAUACCACAUCCUGUCCAUGCUCGACAACAAAAUUAUCUAG